UGUAGUCUCUGUAAUUUCCAGUUGGGGAGCGACAACUUCCAGGCAAAGCAUGCUGGGAGUUGUAGUCUCUCUGUAAUUUCCAGUUGGGGAGCGACAACUUCCAGGCAAAGCAUGCUGGGAGUUGUAGUCUCUGUGUAAUUUCCAGCUGGGGAGCUACAACUUCCAGGCAAAGCAUGCUGGGAGUUGUAGUCUCUGUGUAAUUUCCAGCUGGGGAGCUACAACUUCCAGGCAAAGCAUGCUGGGAGUUGUAGUCUCUGUGUAAUUUCCAGCUGGGGAGCUACAACUUCCAGGCAAAGCAUGCUGGGAGUUGUAGUCUCUGUGUAAUUUCCAGCUGGGGAGCAACAACUUCCAGGUAAAGCAUGCUGGGAGUUGUAGUCUCUGUGUAAUUUCCAGCUGGGGAGCUACAACUUCCAGGCAAAGCAUGCUGGGAGUUGUAGUCUCUGUAAUUUCCAGUUGGGGAGCGACAACUUCCAGCUGAGAUCCAUCUUUAGGGUGUAGAGAUGCAGGGAGAUGUGCCUUACAGGGCUAUGAUGGAAGCUGUCCCAUAGGCCUUAGAUUCCCCCAUGGCCCAGGAUUCCCAGCCGCACCCUCUCUUUGCCGGUGCUUUCUCUGCAGUGCUGCCCCCCUUCUCUCAGGAUGUCAGUGAGCUGCGGGAGAUCCCAGACAACCAGGAGGUUUUUGCCCACAAUGCCACUGACCAGAGUAUCAUAGUGGAAUUACUGGAGUAUCAGGAAGGGGUAUCAGACUCAGAUGCUGCCCGAUACCACUUUGAAGAUGUGGCGUCAAGUAAUGAUGCAGAGGGCCAAUCAGAAGUCUUAAGCGUAGAGCCCCUCCCCCUGGCUCAGCUCACUCUCACUGCCUGCACCAAUGCCUGGGUACUGACCGGUCACCAGCUAGUGGCCAAAUUCAAUGAAGAGGCUCGAAACGCUGUCACUAUACACAUGGCCUUAUUCCGCCUGCCGCAGCACUCAACUGACAUGCUCGUCACAUUCAAUGACCCUGCUGCCAUUAACCCAUCCAGCAGCAGCGCAGUGGGAGGAGCAUCCCUGGCUCCACUUUCCCCAUGGACACUUGCGGACUUCAACCGGCUCCUAUGCACUUUGCAGCUGCACAAUCCCAGCAUCUUUGGGUGAUGUCAGACUGACACCAAGCAGAGAGGUGCAAAUGGAGAGUACCGCGAGGGGCUGGGAGUGAUCAGUAAGUAAGGGAGGAGCAUUGGUUGAUUGCAUGUGAAUCAUAACCAAUCAGAAGACAAGUGAUGGAAGAGGAGAGAGAGGCCAUUUAGCAAUAACAUACUGUAUAUAUAUAUAUAUUUAUAUUCCCUGUACAAAUAAAGUUUCCUUCCCCUUUGGACAA
Molecule: messenger RNA, 1356 nt
Organism: Xenopus tropicalis (tropical clawed frog)
Lineage: Eukaryota; Metazoa; Chordata; Amphibia; Anura; Pipidae
Gene: rangrf
Product: RAN guanine nucleotide release factor
Exons: 6
Coding region: 564-1133 (189 amino acids)
Source: RefSeq, a predicted model, not a curated record